This is a messenger RNA of Drosophila montana, 906 nucleotides long. RefSeq lists its product as uncharacterized. The record is from RefSeq and is a predicted model, not a curated record. The coding region runs from base 1 to 906 and encodes 301 amino acids. The transcript has a single exon. Gene Ontology annotation, molecular function: nucleic acid binding; zinc ion binding. NCBI's taxonomy places the organism in Eukaryota, Metazoa, Arthropoda, Insecta, Diptera, Drosophilidae.
AUGGAGUAUAGGGGGCACUGCAUCGUUCCGGAACAGGUCAGGAAGUGGGGUAUACGUUUCGAUGGGCAGGCUGAUCCGCUGUCCUUCGUAGAGGCCAUCGAAGAUCGGGCCCUAUCUUAUGAAAUUGACACCGAUAGGUUGCCCCGGGCAAUGAACGAGGUCAUGAUCGGCGAAGCCGCUCGCUGGUUCAUGACAAGUGGGCUAAGAGAGGUGUCAUGGAACGAGUUUAAGGAGGGAUUUUUGGAUUUCUUUUUGCCUCCGCGAUAUUUUGAACUGUUAGAAGAUGAAAUCCGGGCUCGCCGUCAACGAGAGGGCGAAGGAUUCAAGCAGUAUGUGGUGGACAUCAGGGCGCUGAUGCACCACGCUGGCUAUGGUCCGGAGCGAGAAUUAGCGAGAAUAUACGACAACGCAGCCCCAGAGUAUAAAUUGUAUGUGCGGAGGCAAGAUUUCGCGUCGCUGUCGAAGCUCAUACAAUUAGCGGUCGAGUAUGAGGGUAUAAAACGGCAGGGUCAACAGUAUCCCCCGGGUUCACGAUCUCGAUUAGGUAAUAGCAUGGGCACGUAUCUAGGCGAGGGGCAAGGACAGGCGACGACAGGCUUAAACAACCCGUUCAGGGUAGCUUCAUCGCCAGUAUUACCGGUGCCAAGGGAAGAGCCCGUUAACCGAAUGAUCGGCCAAGAAACCGGGGGAACGGCCAGGAGACGCCCGAUAUGUUUUCGAUGCGGGCAAGAGGGGCAUUUUAGGAGAGACUGUCCCAACCCGCAGGUAGUCUUUUGUGCGCAAUGCGGAACCAGGGGGGUGAGCAGCCAGGAAUGCUGUAGACGACCGGCUCAGGGAAACGGACAGAGGCACCAUCCGGACCGGGAGCGGAUGGAAAGCGAUGUCAGCGGAGCCCGGAGGCAGUAG